ACAGGCACACACACACAGAGACACAGAGAGAGAGAGAGAGAGAGAGAGAGAGAGAGAGAGAGAGAGAGAGAGAGAGAGAGAGAGAGAGAGAGAGGUGAUUUUGUGACCCAGAGGGAGGGGGGUGAAAGAGGAGAGGACAGUCAAGUGAGCGGCGCUGUGUGACGAAGAUGUCGAUCUGGAAUUACGUGGUGACGGCGCACAAACCGACAGCUGUCACACACUCUGCAGUGGGGAAUUUCACGAGUCCAAGUGAGCUGAAUCUCAUCGUAGCAAAAUGCACGAGGAUCGAGAUCCAUCAGCUUUCUCCUCAAGGGCUUACGCCCAUGCUCGAUGUGCCAAUCUAUGGAAGGAUUGCAACGAUGGAGCUAUUCCGGCCACCGGGAGAGACCAAAGAUGUGCUCUUCUUGUCCACCGAGCGGUUCAAGUUUUGCGUACUGGAAUAUGAUUUAGAAACGAAGGAGCUCAACACCAGAGCGAUGGGAGAUGUCUCAGACAAGAUCGGAAGACCAACAGAUACUGGCCAUAUCGGAAUCGUGGACCCCGACUGCAGGAUGAUUGGCCUACACCUUUAUGAAGGGCUUUUCAAGGUCAUCCCGAUCGAUUCAAAAGGUCAGCUGAAGGAGGCCUUCAAUAUAAGAUUGGAGGAGUUGCAGGUCAUUGAUAUCAAGUUCCUUUAUGGCUAUGCGAAACCGACCAUAGCCGUUCUGUACCAGGAUAGUAAAGAUGCCAGACACCUGAAGACGUACGAGGUCCUUCUGAAGGACAAAGAUUUUACAGAUGGCCCAUGGAUGCAGCCGAAUGUGGAAAGUGGGGCGGGGAUGAUCAUCCCUGUCCCGACGCCGCUUGGCGGGGUCAUCAUCGUUGGGGAGCAGCUCAUAAUGUACCAUGACGGCACCUCCUUCAAGACCAUUCCAAUACGCCCGUCGGUGACCAAGGCGUAUGGACGUGUGGAUGCGGAUGGGUCGAGAUACCUACUCAGCGAUCAGAACAAUCUCCACCUGCUUGUGCUCGAUCACGACAAGGAAAGAGUGCUUGGACUGAAGAUCGAGCCCCUUGGAGAGACCUCCUGUGCCUCCACCAUAUCUUAUUUAGAUAAUGGGGUGGUCUUUAUAGGAUCAUGCUUCGGCGACUCACAGCUAGUGAAGCUGAACUCCCAACCUGAUCCGAGAGGUUCGUAUGUGGAGGUGCUAGAGAACUUUGUCAAUCUGGGGCCCAUUGUUGACAUUUGCGUCGUUGACCUGGAGAGGCAAGGACAGGGCCAGGUCAUUACCUGCUCGGGUGCAGCGAAAGAUGGAUCGCUUCGCAUAGUCCGCAAUGGAAUCGGAAUCAACGAGCAGGCGACAGUCGACGUGCCAGGAAUCAAGGGAAUGUGGUCUCUCCGUGCGUCUUCCAUGGAUGUGUAUGAUACUUUUCUGGUCGUGACGUUCAUUAGCGAGACAAGGAUUCUCGCCAUGAACGCGGAGGAAGAGCUUGAUGAAACGGAGAUUGAAGGAUUCGAUGCAGCAACUCAGACGCUGUACUGCGGCAAUGUUAUCUACGACCAAAUUGUGCAGAUAACAUCAUCGAGUGUUCGACUCGUCGAUGUCGCGACAAGGCAAGCAGUCACACAGUGGAAUGCUCCUCCAAACUUUUCAAUCAAUGUUGCGACUGCCAAUGCGACACAGGUGCUUCUUGCGACUGGCGGGGGUAAUCUUGUGUACUUGGAGAUAGGGGAGGGCGAGUUGCGACAGGUCAAUCACCUGAAACUCGAGUACGAGAUUUCCUGCCUGGACAUCAACCCUAUACCCGAGGAUGCGGGCAGGUCCGCCCUUGCUGCAGUUGGCAUGUGGACCGACAUCAGUCUUCGCGUGUAUUCGCUGCCGUCCUUGACUCUUCUCGCAAAGGAGAACCUUGGCGGCGAGACGAUCCCCAGAUCCGUCCUCUUUUGUGCUUUUGAAGGGUCUUCGUCAGGGGUGAGGAGGAUGGAGCGGCUGGAUGGUGACGACGGUAGUGCGCCGGAGGGCAGCAGGGUGAUGAUGAUGACGGCUUGGCAGGGCGACGAUAACGAUGGCGAGGACGACCACGGCAGGGCAACAAUGGCGGGGAAACAACGAACUGGCGCGGGGGUCCUGGCUAUUGCAAAGGAGGGUGAGUUGACGAUUGGCACGAUUGAUGACAUUCAGAAGCUGCACAUAAGGACUGUUCCACUCGGCGAGCAGGCUCGGAGAAUAGCCCAUCAAGAGCAGUCGCGUACGUUUGCUAUUCUAACAGUCAAGCCAGUAAAUUGGGAAGAAGAGCAUCACGUUCGGAUGCUCGACGAUCAGACCUUUGAAACUGUGGCGUCAUUCCCACUUGAUCUCUACGAAAAUGGGACGUCUAUUAUCAGCUGUCAGUUCAGUGAUGAUACAAAUGCGUACUACGUGGUUGGGACCGCUUACGUUCUUCCAGAAGAGAGCGAACCAACUAAGGGACGCAUUUUGGUGUUCACAGUAGAAGAUCAGAAGCUCCAGCUUGUGACCGAAAAGGAGACCAAGGGAGCUGUAUACAAUUUAAACGCUUUCAAUGGAAAGCUGCUCGCGGGAAUCAACCAGAAGGUUCAGCUGUACAAAUGGGUUCAGCGAGAGGAUGGUACGAGAGAACUUGUUUCAGAGUGCGGACACCACGGGCAUAUCAUUGCCUUGUACGUGAAGACGAGAGGAGAUUUCAUUGUAGUGGGGGAUCUAAUGAAGAGCAUCAGCCUGUUAAUAUACAAGCCUGAAGAAGGAGACAUUGAAGAGCGUGCUCACGAUUACAACGCCAAUUGGAUGACGGCCGUUGAGAUUCUCGAUGACGAUAUAUACCUUGGGGCAGAAAACAGCUUCAAUCUUUUCACAGUUAGGAAAAAUAGUGACGCGGCUUCAGACGAGGAGCGAGGAAGAUUGGAGCUCGUUGGCGACUAUCAUCUGGGCGAGUUUGUGAAUCCAAUCCGGCAUGGGUCCCUGGUGAUGAGGCUUCCAGACAGUGAGGCAAGCCAGAUCCCGACAGUGAUAUUUGGUACCGUCAAUGGGGUUAUCGGCGUCAUUGCGUCCCUGCAACAAGAGCAGUUUGCGUUCUUGCACAAGCUUCAAAAAUGCUUGACAAAGGUGAUCAAGGGUGUAGGGGGGUUCAGUCACGACCAAUGGCGAUCGUUCUGCAACGAGCGGCGGACAACGGACGCGAAGAACUUCUUGGACGGGGACCUGAUCGAGGCCUUCCUAGAUUUGAAGAGACAUCGGAUGGACGAGGUGUCGCGGAUGAUGGAUGUACCUGUAGAGGAGUUGUGCAAGAGAGUAGAGGAAAUGACUAGAUUGCACUAGAGGAGAUUCUUGUUGGAGGGGGGUGGAGGCGUCAAGGCCGAUGCCCGUACGUGAGACUUUUCGUAAAAAGGUAGGCAAUACUAGGCAUAGUGAAAGCCCAUUAAUUAGUUGGCGUAUACAUUCUCAAGAACAAGGGGGUGUUGAAGGGGUGUUGCAUUCCCCACCUAUGGCGGCUGUGGCACUGGGGUUGAUGAAAAGCCGUGGUGGUGGUGGUAGGGGGGGCAUUCAUGGUGGCUCUUGAGGAACGCGGCGGGCGUCUUUCUGGUUUUCGUCUCUGGCCGGGUCUUACCUUGCAGGUGUACGUUGCCGAUAAAAUCUCAUGAACGCAGGUACGUUCAUACGUACGUACAUCGCCGAUAGUGGAGGAAAAGCUCCGCGACCAGCACAGCGUUCUAGACGCGCUCCUGCUCCUCUUCCUUUGUUUCUGCCAUGAUUUCCUCCUUGCGAUGGGUGUUGUGACGUUGGCCGCUUGAAGGAGGUGUGAUCCAGUGCGUUUCAUUCCGCUUUUUCCCACCGUGUCUUAAUUAGCAGCUGAGGCUCGCAUGAUCAGCGCCAUCCAUAUCUUUCGGUACUUUCGCUCAGACGCUCUUUUUCAUUGCCGUCACAAUUUCUUUCUCGCAAACGUUGGUGCGACGUCGGGGACUUCUUUGAUUGUUUUUCCCGCGAUUUCGGCCUCACGAUGGAUCUCGCUCUUUUUCAUUGCCCUCACAAUUUCUUUCUCGCAAACGAUGGUGUGACGUCGGGGAGCUCUUCGAUUGUUUUUGCCGCGAAGUUUUUCGGCCUCACGAUGGAUGUUGUGACAGCCCAGACUUCAAGGUGGAACUACUUUGCUCCGGUGCCUUUCAGCUUUCCCUCUGUGGCUUGAUUACCUCUCCUGACCAGGUGCAACGCAUCUCACGUGUCUUUGGCUUUGACUCUUCUGUUCUCAUCGGGAUUCCUUUCUGCCUUGCAAAUAAAAAGUGGUGGGACAUCUGGGACUGGAGGAGGAAGUUUGGUCCUCGCAAGAACGUGGUGGGACAUGUGGGACUUGGAGGAGGAAGUUUGGGCCUCGCAAGAAUGUGAUGGGACAUGUGGGACUUGGAGGAGGAAGUUUGGUCCUCGCAAGAAAGUGGUGUGGGACAUGUGGGACUCGGAGGAAGUUUGUUCCAGCGCCUGUUGGCCGUGCUCAACUCCGAAGGUAGGAGGCGAGGUUCUGUCGAUCGCUGUGCGCUUAUCCUUUGCGUCCACUGGAAUCAUGCGAUUCCGACUGCUCGACCCAUCCGAUAGGACCUGGAAGCAGUCUGGCUCAGAGGGGUUCUGUGAAGAGUGAGGCACGCUUGCAAGCGGAGUCCCUUGCACACGCGAUUGGGAAAUUUGGGAUGUUGUGGACGGACUGAGGCACGCUUGGGAGCGGAGUCCCUUGCACACUCGAUUGGGAAAUUUGGGAUGUUGUGGAUGGACAGACUCCUUGGCCCUGCGGUGGAGGUGUAGGUAACGUGCAACUUCUGGUCUGGUGGGUGGUUUAUGAGCCCCAUUCCUUGGAAUGGGGCCUUUCUCUGCCUGUUGACGUGGCGACUGAUUUGACCUAAAGAGGAAGGUACACAUGUAAAACCCAUGCCAACAAAGCAUCACUACUACCCCACUAUGCAUUUCUAAGUGCAACGACAUUUGGACGUUAGACCUGGCUAUAACGGGUUUUGGCUCGUCUGAUAAGAAACAAGUGUGUGUAAGAGGAGAAACAACGUGCUAGACCGCGGUCAAUAUGUUCUUGCGGGGGAGGUCUCAUCCUCACCAGCGCAAGUGAGGAUAGAGGAGGGAGUGUGCGGAUUGGACGGACUGGACGGGGGAACAACGUCUCUAUCUCGGGAGAGCACAGAGCACAACAUUUUAUGCGAGAGCGGAAAUAAUUUUUUUGCGGCAGAGAAGCGUGGGUUGCUCAUCGGAUCGACGGAUGCUUUCGCGCGGGACUGCGGCAGAGCCAUUUGCGGAGAUAACGGCCUAUAUAGAAGUGGACAGCAGGCCAACAACAGUAGACGGUUUGGUUGUCUAUUGCUCGGAUAGCGUGCUGGUCAUGUAGAAUAGAGGACAGAAGCGGGCAGUGUUUUUUUGCAAAAAAUGGGUGGGUGGAAGAUGGGUGCGAGCAAGAUGAAGAAUGUGUCUGUUUACUGUUUACGUUCAAUCAGGCAAAGAAAGAAAGGACAGCAAUGUGUGUGUGUGUGUCCCCUCUCUCUCUCUCUCUCUUUCUUGCUCUCCCUCUCUCUCUCUCCUUCCCUCUGUGUGUGUGUGUGCGUGUGUGUGUGUGUGUGUGUGUGCUGCUGGACAUCACCAAUGUGAUUGGUAAUGGGCAUGAUGUCAAUUGUGUAGUAGAAGAUAUGAUCAGCAUAGGAGAUGGGAAACCCUUGUAACGCAAAGAAAUUUCAAUC
Messenger RNA from Chara braunii, 5716 nucleotides. The record is from the annotation of a GenBank genome assembly. Lineage: Eukaryota; Viridiplantae; Streptophyta; Charophyceae; Charales; Characeae.